AUGUACAUCAAAAGCGUCGUAAUCCAAGGCUUUAAAACCUACAAGAACAUUACGACAAUAGCGGACUUAUCGCCGCAAUUCAAUGUGGUUAUCGGGGGUAAUGGAUCUGGUAAAUCGAAUUUCUUUGCCGCGGUGAGAUUUGUACUAAGUGACGACUAUAGCAAUUUGAAGAGGGAAGAAAGACAGGGUCUUAUUCAUCAGGGAACUGGAUCAAUAAUGAGUGCAUACGUUGAGAUUGUGUUUCACGAUCCAAAUGGCCAAAUGAUGAUGACAUCUGGAAUUCCUACAACAGACGAGAACCUCGUUCGAGUUAGGAGAACCAUUGGACUGAAAAAAGACGAAUAUUCGGUCAAUGGAAAGACUUGCCAUAAGAGCGAUAUCACACGUAUGUUUGAAAGUGUUGGAUUUUCAUCAGCUAAUCCUUACAAUAUCGUGCCGCAAGGUCGCAUAGUCGCAGUUACAAACGCCAAGGAUAAAGAGCGUUUGGCUUUGCUGGAAGAAGUGGUCGGUGCCAAAUCUUUUGAGACCAGGCUCAAAGAGUCUAUCAAAAAGAUGGAAGUCACCAACAGAGAUCGGGCCAAGAUCGACUCCGAGCUACAAGAGCUCAAAACCAGAUUGGAAGAGCUAGAUGAAGAACGCCAUGAGUUGGAAAAAUACCAGGAACUCGAGCGCGACAAGCGUAUUUUCCAAUUUGUGCUCUAUGACCGAGAGCUAAACGAAGUAACGAGCCAGAUCGAAAACUUGGAGGAUGAGUACAACCAAGUGCUACAAUCUUCAGAAGAUUUUGUUCAAGAGUUGUCCAAGAGGGAAACUUUGAUAUCUGACGUCAGCAAAAAUAUGGCUAGUGUUGAAACUGAAUUAAAAGUCAAGGAGUCCACCGACUUGCAGCAGGAGAAGUCACGGCUUUCGGAAGUUUCAAAGAGAAAAGCUGACCUUGAGGUGCGUCUUGAAGAGAUCAAAAGACAGUCGGAAACCCGUCGCGGACAAACAGCAACAGACCAACAUAAUUUGAAGAUAAUCGAAGAAGAAAUAAUUACAAACAAAUCUCAGUUGAAUCGGCUCCUUCCAAGAUUUGAAGAACUUCGAAGUGAAGCUAAACAAUAUGAAAACCAAUUAUCUGACCUGAAUCGGAAACAGAGAGAAAUGACAUUGAAAAGAGGCAUAUACGCAAGAUUUGAAGACCAGGAAGAAAGAAAUGAGUGGAUAAGAGAGGAGCUAAAGUCAUUGGAGUUACAACAUGGAGUCCUAGACAUGCAACUCUCUACGAUGUUGCGCGAUAAGGAAGAGAUAGCUUCUGAAAUUGGAAAACUCCAAGAAGAGAUAACAGAGCUUAACGACUCAGUGCGUGGUCCUGGUGUAUCUGCUGAACUUGAGGAUCUACAAGCUCAAAUUUCCGGUCUAAAGCGUCAUUAUUUUCAUAAAAUUGAUGAACGUAAAGAAUUAUGGAGAUCAGAACAGAGGUUGCAAACUAUAUCUGAAGCACUGCUUGAUAGUGUGAAGCGCUCGGAAAGAAACUUAUCCGAAACAAUAGAUAGAGGCUUGGCUAACGGCCUCAAAGCUGUGAGGGAAAUUGCAGACCGUCUGAAGCUUCCGAGCGGUUCCGUACGUGGCACUUUGGGGGAGCUUAUCAAAGUCAGUGAGAAGUAUAAGACAUGCGCGGAAGCGGUUGGGGGUAACUCGUUACUCCACGUCGUUGUGGACACUGACGAAACUGCUAGUAUUUUAAUGCAAGAGCUUUACAAUGCAAAGGCCGGAAGAGUAACCUUUGUUCCUUUGAACAGGUUAAAUACGAACAGCGUAAUAUCAUAUCCGGAUAGCUCACAAGCGGAUUUCACACCUCUUUUGUGGAAAAUCAAAUAUGACAAGUCUUUAGAGGCUGCAGUAAGGCAUGUUUUUGGAAGGACUAUUGUUGUUCGCGACUUGGGGACCAGCUCAAAGUUAGCAAGGGCUCACAAUCUCGAUGCAGUAACACUUGAUGGAGACAGAGCUGAUAAAAAAGGUCUUAUAACAGGUGGCUUUCACGAUUAUCACAAGAAGUCAAGGCUAGAUGCCCUCAAAGACAUAAGCACAUCUAAAUCUCAACUUUCGGAUGCUUCUAAUAGUCUCGAGGCUAUGAAGGAACAAAUUGCCGCCGUCGACGUUGAAAUAGAUCGGGCGAACAGCGGCCUCAAAUCCCUUUCAAUAAGAAAGGAAGCAAUUCUAACUAAUAACGAGGUACUCAGAGUAAAACUCAAUAAGCGGUCAACGGAGCUAUCUUUCAAGAAGGAUCUGCUGGAUGGUUUAGAGUCGAAGAUCGAGAAAGCUGAAACCUCGGCAAGGAUGAACAAGGAAAAAACUCAAAGAUAUGAGGUCGAUUUGACGCAACCUUUUGAAAAGAGUUUGACUCUCCAAGAAGAAGAUGAGCUGAAAUCUCUCGCUGGCGAGAUGAGAAGGCUAUCGGACCCUUUAAGUACGACUACCGAGGCCCUUGAUAAGCUCACAGUAAAAAUAGAUCUUCUCAAGACUGAGCUCGAUGCAAAAUUAUAUCCGCAGAAAAAAGAGAUUGAAGGUAGGCUUUCACAAGCUUCAGGCUAUUCUCAUGCUCUCAAUGACGAGGAAGUCCGCGAACUUACUGAAGACUUACACGGGCUGGCCUCUCGAGAAAAAGAUCUUAAGACAUCUGUCUCAACUAUAACCGAGGCUAUAGAUGCGUUGAACGAAGAAAAAGCGACGAAUCAAAGACUAAUGGAUAAGGCCAACUCGCAACAAAGAUUGCUGUUGAAGAAGCUCGACAACUUUCAGAAAAAUGCCGAGAAGUCUGUCGUAAAAAAGACAGCUUUGAUUUCGAGACGUGAUGAAGUUCAGCAGAAAAUCAGCGAAAUCGGCUUACUUUCUGAAGACUCACUGGAGCGACACCAAAACUUGAAUAGUGAACAAAUUCUUAGACAGCUGAACAAUGUCAAUGAUAAGAUUUCGAAAAUGAGCAACAUAAAUCGGCGUGCGAUCGAAAACUACAAAAAGUUCAAUGAAAAAAGAGAAGAGAUGGAGAAAAGAGCAGAGGAGCUCGUAUAUUCGAAAGACUCUAUUGAGAAACUCAUCGAUUCUUUGAAAAAGCAAAAAGUAGAAGCUGUGGAGGCGACUUUCUCCAAGGUUGCUCAAAAUUUUAGUACCAUUUUCGAGAAAUUAGUGCCCGCAGGAUCAGGAAAGCUAAUAAUCCAUCGACGUCCUCAAGGCGUUGAAAGAAAUUUCAGGGCAGUCCGCGAGGACAGCAUUCCCAGCAGCAACGAUAUUGAUGGAGUUGGUACUAUUUACCAAGGUGUAUCAAUUUCUGUUUCGUUCAAUUCCAAGAAAAAUGAACAACUGUAUGUAGAGCAGCUCUCUGGUGGCCAAAAGACAGUUUGCGCAAUCGCCUUGAUUUUAGCCAUACAAAUGGUUGAACCAGCUCCAUUUUACCUAUUCGAUGAAAUUGACGCUGCUUUGGAUAAGCAAUACAGGACAUCCGUCGCUAGCGUUAUCAAAGAAUUAUCCGUACAUGCUCAGUUCAUUUGCACCACCUUUAGAACAGACAUGAUACAGGUUGCUGAUUCUUUUUACCGUGUAAAAUUCGACAACAAAAUAUCUGAGGUACAAGAGGUUUCUCAACAGGAUGCAAUCAAGUUUAUCAAAAGAAGGAACAAAAUUGGGUUACUCUGA
Messenger RNA from Lachancea nothofagi CBS 11611, 3672 nucleotides. The record is from the annotation of a GenBank genome assembly. NCBI's taxonomy places the organism in Eukaryota, Fungi, Ascomycota, Saccharomycetes, Saccharomycetales, Saccharomycetaceae.